CCCGUUUCCAAGAGAACAGAGAUAGCAAUUGCAUACUUUUGCUCUUUCAACUCUGUUUUCAUUUCAUUCAAAUCUCUCUCACAGUGAGGAUGAACCUCUUCUCUCUAACCUCGCCACUUCCCCUUUAUUGUUCAUCCAUUCCUAUAACUACGGUUCCUCUGUUUCCCUCUUAUUUUUCUCCCUGCAAAUGCACAUCAGGCGCAGUUUUAAGGAGAUGUGUCAACGAGGAGAAGGAAGAGGAGCUUCUAGAAGGGAUGCCAAAGGAGUACUAUGAUGAUGAAUGGCAAGCCCGACAACGUGAAAAGACCAAGGAGUUGCAUCGAAGGCGUAAACAAGAAGAAGAGGAAGAAGAAAGAAGGACUGAAGAGUAUCGUGAAAUUGGCAUGCGGCUGAAAGAAUACCCAGAAGAAGAUGUCAUAGAAGCAAGGAAAUUAGUUUCAAGCUUUAUCACGGCUGCUGAAGAAGUUGAAGAGAGAAUUGAGGAAGCUGCUGAGAAAGGAGAACUUACCGAACUUGUUUUAAUGGUCAUAUGGAAUCGCCUUGAUCUUGCUCGGCGUGAUGAAGAAAAGGAUGCUAUUAGAAGCCUGGAUCUGUUAUACAGAAGGGUUGAGACUGAAAUCUUGAAACAAGAGGCUACCCCUGCUAUGCGAUUGCUCAAUGAUCUUUUGAUUAUGUAUGAUGGCUUUGAUUUUGAAGAAUGGCUAAAGAAAUGUAAAAAGGUCAUGAUUGAUACAUUUCCACGGGAAGAUCCAUUUAGUAUUCUUGUUCCACCUGGUUUCGAGUCAUUUGACAUAGAUAAGCAUCAUGGACCAUUGCGACCAUCAGUAGAAGUCGAUGAUAGUCUUUUGAGGGUGGACUUUGUAAGGGAGGUGGAUGCAUUGCUGCAAGAGGUUCGUUCUGAACAGAGUGAAAUGCAGGAUGAACCAGGGUUUGAUCCUGAAUCCGUUGCAAAUAGAUUGAAACUACAGGAGAAGCAGCAAACAAUACGCCAAGUAGAAGCUCUGCUAGAUUUAGCCAUUGGUUUGAAAUGUUAAGGCUUUGGUAAGGAUUUGGCCUGGCUUGCAUUUUGAUUCAUGUUGGUUGAGUAAUCUGACAGUUUAUAUACGUGAAUAGGAAUUAGUAUGCACUGCAUUUGAAAUCCAAUUAGCUUCAUCUUGUGGUAUCUAUUUCCCUUCUAAAGGACGUAAAAUUACAGUACCAAGCAGAAAAAAAAAACCGGGCCAUAAUGUAGACAUUGCAAUUUUGGGUGAUCCUGUAUUUUUAGAGGUUCAAGUGUGUUAGAAAUUUAGGGGUUGUUUGGUUUAAGAAAAUAUUUCUUUUUCACUUUUAAUUAUAAAAUUACGUUUUUGGUUU
Abrus precatorius (Indian licorice) is the source of this 1353-nucleotide messenger RNA. RefSeq names its product protein PALE CRESS, chloroplastic. Gene Ontology annotation, biological process: leaf morphogenesis; leaf development; chloroplast mRNA processing. The transcript is spliced from 7 exons. The record is from RefSeq and is a predicted model, not a curated record. Bases 90 to 1034 code for a protein of 314 amino acids. NCBI's taxonomy places the organism in Eukaryota, Viridiplantae, Streptophyta, Magnoliopsida, Fabales, Fabaceae. Gene Ontology annotation, cellular component: amyloplast; proplastid; etioplast.